UACCUCCUAGCAAUAGGCAACUAGUGCUUUUAUAUCUAGACGUUCUUGUUUAUCGUACUUGCUUUUUAAUGUGCUUGUUUAUAUAGUCGCUUAGAUAUAUGUGCUUAACUAUAAUUCAACAUGGCACCCUCUUAAGUAUUUAAGUUGUACACAUUAUCUAGUAGCUGACAGCGAUUAAUAUCGUUAAUUCUUUUGACGUUGAUUUCGGGCAAUAUCCAAUAUUUGUCCUGUAUCCUAAUGGCGUGCAUCCUAAUGGCGCAUCACCCAAUAGGCCCAUAUUAUAAGUUUCGAUCGAUGAACCUAACUUGUUAACUGUUUGCUUACAGACGUUAUAGCGUUCAAUCUGGGAGGAAAACCUGUAUAUAAGAGUCGCCAAAGGCAGAUCAAGGAGGGUGGGAUGUGGUCGCCUCGCCUACCAUUGUCCAGACGCCUGCCGUGUGGGCAAGAUCUCUGGCUCUCUCCACACACACACAUAUACAAGCCUAAUACAGUGAACGAAUAUCUGUUACCUAUUGCAAUAUAUAUAUCCAGUAUAAAUUAACCUCAAGGUUUAAUUAAGACGGCGUGAUAUUACUAUGGGGUUUUAACAUGUUAAUUUCAUACGUGGAAUGUGAGUGUGCAAUGUUUCGCUACAGAGGCAGCUUGUGAAAAAUGAUGUUUGUAUAUACAGCAUAACGGAAUUUUAAGACCAAGUGCAUUUUACUGGGUAAAAAGUGUGCCGUGUAUGUACUAGUGCAGAGUUCUGCAGAACAUUAAAAUUAAAGGUCAACCACAAGCUGGUAAAAAUUUUGAUAUGGGUACACUAGGCCGUUUUGCAUGCCUCGCUACCUGGUCCUUGGCUCUAAUCGCAAUCUGUCGUUUACUAAACUUUCUCAUGACUGUACCUCAAUAUUUUCACAAGACAAGACCGGUGGUAAACAUAUCUCGGAGUACAUCGCAGCCGUUGCUGACUGGUGGUCCGUCUGUAGGAGCACCGAUGGUGAUAGCUGUGUGCGAGGCUGCUGGCGACAACAACUACAGUCUGGUCAACAACGCCAGCACCUUAGAGGAGGCGCAGCAGUACACAAACCAUCUCCGUACGUUGUGGGCGAGACAAGCCGAGCAGCUGACUACUAUGCUCAAGACGCUCCUCUACUUCAGUAAGGCUGAUAAAUGGCGCAUCAUCGUCAUGACGGACGCGCUGACCACCUUCCACAAAGUGUUAAAGCUGACACGAACGUUUCCAGAGGACCAGAAGCGGAGGCUUGAGCUGCAACAUGAGAAUGUUUGGUUCCCAGACAACUUCCCAGGGAUAAAGGAGCACUGGAGGCCAUGUGUGUGGGCUAAACAGUUCCUGGCCGAAGCUCUGCCUCACGAAGACGCUGUUGUAUAUUUUGACACAGAUGUGGUGUUCCUGGGUCCUGGUGAAGAAGUGUGGUGGUUGUUGAGGCGGAUGGAGGCUAGUCAAGCAGUGGCUCUGGCUCCUGAACCACAGUACACGUUGGAUGACCCCAGACGGCCGUAUGCAGGCAGUGUUGGACUCAACACGGGAGUCAUGGCCGUCAACCUGACACGGCUGCGACAGCUGCCUGGAGGUGGCCUGGGUAGUGCUAUACUACUGGAAGGCGCCAUUGACCCACCACCGCGUCACGACCAGGAUGCUCUAAACCACUUUUUAAUUAACAAACCUCACCUGGUACAAGAAGUAACAUCACGAUGGAACUUCAUACCAUCUUCUUGCUUCAGCGUCGCUCCUCCGUGUCCAGACUGUCUCUCCUCCGGCAUCCUCGUCCUCCACGGAGCAGACAUGACUUUCUACAGAAAUGUAGAAAUCAAAUUCUUGGUGAUGUAUGGUAUUCUGUCGAGGCUGCAACUGGACGAUGAUCCUAGGAGGUUGCUAGCCCGAGUGAACGAGCAGCUGGCUGUCAGAGACUCGUGGACACCCUUGUUUCCCUGCAGUAACUACACCAACCUCACCCAGGCUCUUACUCUUGGCCUCACCGACGCCGCCUCCCUCACACCACUCACUCUUCACCAGUGACCGUGCUUGUAUGUGCCUUCUGAAGAUAGACCCAGUAUGUUUUGGACGCCGUUUUGCUUUGUGACACAGUAUGGCUAAACUUUCUGGCUAGUUUGUCCAUGACUUAAAAACUUACGUUAGUACACCUCGAUGGGUAUUAUUGAUGUCAAUUAUCUAUCGCUGGCGUCAAGUUUGUAGAGUAAUUCUAGACAUUUGGAGAUAUGCUAAGGAUAUAGGAAGCUAUAGGAAUACUAUGUGAGGACGCCUGAGUUACGUUACAUAAUAAACUACCAAAUAUUGGCAAAGUGGUCGCGGUAAGUUGUGACCAAUUUAAUGUGGUUAGGGGAUAUGUCACGCAGACAUGUUUUGGAUCAUGAGGCUGAAUUAGGAAGAACCUUGAAGUCGUGGAAUUUUAUCAUUUAGGAAAGAAGCUGCUGCUACAGUUUUCUACACUAUACAAGUUUCAUAAGAAGUGCAGGAUUAAUAUUAACAAGAUGAAGGGAAGAAAUAACGAGGAAAUACCUUAAUGGUUGGGGGAUACUGGACCCAGGGUCGUAACACCAUAGACCGUCAUCACAUCACCUGCUGUGAAUGAUUUAAGCAAAACAAAAUAAUAAAGUUCAGAAUUGAAUACUUGUGUGUUGGACCACAUAAUAUUUAUGUAGCUAUACUAGUUACGUAAGAGUAUUACCAAAUUGACAUGU
This is a messenger RNA of Procambarus clarkii (red swamp crayfish), 2703 nucleotides long. The record is from RefSeq and is a predicted model, not a curated record. NCBI's taxonomy places the organism in Eukaryota, Metazoa, Arthropoda, Malacostraca, Decapoda, Cambaridae.